Molecule: messenger RNA, 756 nt
Organism: Echinostoma caproni
Lineage: Eukaryota; Metazoa; Platyhelminthes; Trematoda; Plagiorchiida; Echinostomatidae
Source: the annotation of a GenBank genome assembly
AUGGGUGCUGAUUUCCAGUUCAGUGGAUCCUGCAUCUUUCGGACUGGCUCAAACGCCCGAGCUGCGCAAUACGUCCCGAUAUCAAGUCGACCCGGUGAUCACUGCCACAGUCGGGAAAAUGAGCGUGUGUGGAUCGCACGCCUCUUGUGGGUUGGUUUAGGAUCAGGGUUUUUAGCCAACUGCCAGUGGUUCGUCGACCCGAUUAUAGCCCCGACCUCUCACUUUGAUAGCAAAACAUAUGUGCAAUGGGAACCGAGCAAUAAUACCCCGUCCCAGGUGUCCGAUGACGGUCAUGAUGCUCGAAAAUUAGCUCGAAAGCGUACCGUGAUCGCCAACGCAUCUGGUCAGGAACCUGCUCCUCCCACCAACACUGCUGAAGUCCCCACACGUCAGAUACCAAAACCAUCAGGCGGUACCUCAUUGACCUCCACACCUCGUUCCACCUCCAGUGAUCGGUUGCAUGUAGCAUCAUCUUCAAUAUCCUCGAACUCUAGCCAAUCACGUCAUCAAGCGCGUCGGGGUCACCGUGCCUCGUCAAGUAAUUCAGCCGAUAGUCGAGAAGAUGAUGAACGAUCGCAAUCCAGCUCGGGAAAAAAGAUGAAACGAGCUCAUCAUCGACAUCACCGUCAUUCCACGGAUUCCACUGGUGUCUCACCUCUGAACUCUGCCUACUCACCGGUCCGUAAUGCGACAACCAAUGAGAAUCCGCCCUCGUCGACCACAUUUUCUGGCUCCUCUCGUCACAGUCGCAAGUGA